This is a messenger RNA of Aegilops tauschii subsp. strangulata, 1248 nucleotides long. RefSeq lists its product as uncharacterized. Gene Ontology annotation, biological process: regulation of DNA-templated transcription. Gene Ontology annotation, molecular function: zinc ion binding. The record is from RefSeq and is a predicted model, not a curated record. Lineage: Eukaryota; Viridiplantae; Streptophyta; Magnoliopsida; Poales; Poaceae.
UUCAGUUUUUUUUUUUGGAAAAGGAGGAUAUUUCGUUUCAGAUAACAUGAAUAUCCAUAAAAGAAAAAAUUCUAGUAUUCUUGAACACUUCGCAUUUUGAAUGUAAAAUCCUGACACUUUGAACUGACGAGAUGCCCUUGCGUUUGCCAGGGCCACUUUGCUAGUUUCACAUUAAAAAACAAAGGACAAACUUGGGGAACUUUUUCUUGCAACUUGGGGAAUUGGCUCUAUAGCUAAAGCCACACGCUCAUGAGUCAUGAACUGUCCUGUAUUUCCACGUCCAUCCGCACGCACCAGAGCACCAUAUAUACCGGAGCCUUCCCCUCCCCUGCACCCAACUCGCUCGCUUCCCUCUUCCUCUGUCUCCCUUCCCCCCACACCGAAAGCAGCAGGCAAGCGCACCACCAUUCUACGCUCUGCUCAGCUUUGCUCGAAACUCGCCUCCACACACGCCCACAAUGGCGGCUUCAGUAGCUUGCUCCUUCUUCUUUGACGCGGAGCUGCUCGCCGAGCCCGGCUUGCCCGCGCUGGACGCGUGCGCGCUCUGCGCCAAGCCGCUGGCGCGCGACAGCGACAUCUUCAUGUACAAGGGCGACACGCCCUUCUGCAGCGAGGAGUGCCGCGACGAGCAGAUGCAGCUCGACGCCAUCUCCGCCAGGCAGGCCGCCCGGAGGCAGCAGCGGUUCUCGUCGGGAACGGAGGCCCGGCGCGGGCACCAGGAGUCCAGGAAGGUGUCCGUCGCGAGCUAGCCGGCUAGGCUCGUCGCCUAGUAGAGUAGAGCCCGGCUUGAAUCAAUGGGAUCUCAAGAAUCACCGAUCUGGCGAGACGAAGGAGACAGAUAUCUCCGGUUUGUCUCGCCUGAACCGGAGAAGCAAUGAAGGAUCUGAAAAAGUUCAUGUGCUGAGGCUCCGGCCAUCUGGGUCGCCCGCUGGACGCAUGUUUGUUUGAGGCUUUUGAGCCGCGCUUGGUGCAGCACCAUAAAUCGGAACCACUUUGAAUCCAUGUUUGGACACAAUUUUUUGCCCACAGAUCAUGACUUGUCUGAGCUUUGCAUUUUCCGUUUUCCGAUCACCGUUCAUCUCUAAAUCGAUCAUACGCCUUAAGGGAAAUCGAGUAUUCGUAGAGCAUCUAGGCGCUGCACCAUGAAAUCUCGCCAGACUAACACAGGUUAGGCGCGCAGACACCGCUUGAAUGAGAGUAUGUAUGUCGAUCUGUUAUGAAUCAAACGUCCGUGCAAAAUUCCUCGGU